Messenger RNA from Maudiozyma saulgeensis, 315 nucleotides. The record is from the annotation of a GenBank genome assembly. Lineage: Eukaryota; Fungi; Ascomycota; Saccharomycetes; Saccharomycetales; Saccharomycetaceae.
AUGAGUGAUAUUCCUGAAAAUAAUGACACUGCUACUCCAGAUGUCAAACCUGACGUUAAGACAGACGUUAAGACAGAAACUCAUUUAAAUUUAAAGGUCUCCGAUGGUUCAUCUGAAAUUUUUUUUAAGAUUAAGCGUACAACUCCUUUAAGAAGAUUGAUGGAAGCGUUCGCUAAGAGACAAGGUAAAGAAAUGGAUUCGUUGCGUUUCUUAUAUGACGGUAUUAGAAUCCAAGCUGAUCAAACCCCUGAUGACUUAGAUAUGGAAGACAAUGAUAUUAUUGAAGCUCAUAGAGAACAAAUUGGUGGGUUUUAA